Messenger RNA from Magallana angulata, 1403 nucleotides. Its product is annotated as protein ATP6V1FNB-like. Bases 128 to 709 code for a protein of 193 amino acids. Lineage: Eukaryota; Metazoa; Mollusca; Bivalvia; Ostreida; Ostreidae. The transcript has a single exon. The record is from RefSeq and is a predicted model, not a curated record.
UUGCUAUGGGAAAUGUCAAUACGCUCGUGCGGUGUCCCGUCCAGGUAAUAGAGGACUAUCGUAAGGCAGGUAUUUAUUGAUACUACUCGAUAAUUUUCACUCAAAGAUAAUUGACUGACUGCUGAGAAUGGCUCGGAACUAUCCGGCGAACACGCAGAUUCAGAAAUUUUUGGAGGAAUCUUACAAUAAAGAGCGAGAUACCCGUUUACAGUGGUUCUACAAACUAAAAGAUUCCAACGGACAACUUGCCACCUCCAAACAGUCCGAAGUUGCCAGGAGAAAAAUUCAAAAUGCUCCGAAACCCGCAGAGGACAUUUUCAAGAAGCUUCCUGAAGAUUAUGCCCCUCCGAAAUUUAACAAAGUGAAAUCGGACUUUAAUGCCUUCCCCGAUCUUUCCAAAGCUGAGGGUAAGCUUCAGCAGCUGGUAGCAGAGAUGCGGCCCGCGUCCGCCGGGACCAAGGAGAAGCUAUACGAUGGAUUCACGAAGGAGGGCAAAGGGAGAUACCAGUACCUGUGUUCCAGGAACAAGAAGGGACCCGAGGAAAAAUUCGCCUUCCCCUUGCUCAGUUCUUGGGAGUACGGAUGGAGGUUGGGGGAUGUGAUUAAGAAAGAGGAGAUUAAAAAGCCUCCGUAUGGUCGUACCCGAAUUGUAGCGGACACUUUCUACACCCGUACAGGAAUCCCAGCCAAUCCCUCGGUUAGUGUUUAAACAAACUCAGGACGUCAUAAUAUAUCGUUGUAUUCUAGACAAUUGAAGUAUUGUAUAUUUAUUAAUGUUUUUAUUAUGACCACCGUUUCUUCAGUAUUCUUUUUUUUUCUUUAACUGGGAAAAUUAUGGAUUCAAUUAUCACCUCUUUCAUCAGUAUUCCGAUUGUCUUGCAAAUUCCCGUCAUCAUUUGUGAUGGCGUAUAUAAAUGCUCUUUGAUUUAUAUGGCUGUGUUGUGAAAUACCUUAUGCAAAAUCAUGGAAGUAUUAACGACCUGUUGUCUGCUAUGUGUGUGAUCGUCUGUAUGACAUAAUGUUAUUGUAAUGUUUUUGUUCCCUUUUUAAAAAUAUUACUUUUCCGAUGUUUUUUGCACCUGCAGUUAGUCGUUGCUCAAACUGUUAGCCCAUGUAUAUGCAUACAGAUGUUAUUUGUUAAUUUUUUGUGUCCCUUUGCUGCGUUUGUGAGAUGAGUAAAUGGUGUGAAUAUUGAGUGAGUGAGCUGGAAACAGUGAGCCAGAUUUCUGCUUUUCCAGGCCCUUUUAUCAGUGCCAUCCGUCCAAUUGGCUAUUGAUCUUUGAUAUAUAUGAAAUGUAUUUUUAAACAAAUGCAUGUUUAUAUUUAUGAAUGAGUUGCGCCUUUCAAGUAUUUUAUACCUUCUGAUAAAAAGAGAUUUUUAAUUAAAAAGAUUUUGGAAUUUA